Messenger RNA from Propithecus coquereli (Coquerel's sifaka), 1898 nucleotides. It is a transcript of the gene NMNAT2, whose product is annotated as nicotinamide nucleotide adenylyltransferase 2. Lineage: Eukaryota; Metazoa; Chordata; Mammalia; Primates; Indriidae. Gene Ontology annotation, biological process: NAD+ biosynthetic process. The record is from RefSeq and is a predicted model, not a curated record. The coding region runs from base 235 to 1158 and encodes 307 amino acids. Gene Ontology annotation, molecular function: nicotinate-nucleotide adenylyltransferase activity; nicotinamide-nucleotide adenylyltransferase activity. Gene Ontology annotation, cellular component: Golgi apparatus. The transcript has 12 exons.
GAGACGGGGACCGAGGCGAGAAGAGAGGAGAGCAGCACAAAAGCAGCCUCGGAUCUCGCCGGCGCCGCAAGCGUUAAGGGGAGGCGGGGAGUGACGCGGGUUGCGUCUGGAGCGGCUCCUCGGAGUCCGCGGCAUCCACAGCCGGAGCCUCGCCUUCCUUUCUCCCUCUGCAGACACGUCGAGACACAAAAAGCGAGGCGACCCCUAGGCCCGCGCUAGGGACCCACCGGCACCAUGACCGAGACCACCAAGACCCACGUCAUCUUGCUGGCCUGCGGCAGCUUCAACCCCAUCACCAAAGGGCACAUUCAGAUGUUCGAAAGAGCCAGAGAUUAUCUGCACAAGACUGGAAGGUUUAUUGUGAUUGGUGGGAUUGUCUCCCCUGUCCACGACUCCUACGGAAAACAGGGCCUGGUGUCGAGCCGGCACCGUCUCAUCAUGUGUCAGCUGGCGGUCCAGAAUUCCGAUUGGAUCAGGGUGGACCCCUGGGAGUGCUACCAGGACACCUGGCAGACGACCUGCAGUGUGUUGGAACACCAUCGGGACCUCAUGAAGAGGGUGACUGGCUGUAUCCUCUCCAACGUCAACACACCUUCCAUGACACCUGUGAUUGGACAGCCACAACAUGAGACCCCGCAGCCCAUCUACCAGAACAACAACGUGCCCACCAAGCCCACGGCAGCCAAGAUCUUGGGAAAGGUGGGAGAAAGCCUCAGCCGGAUCUGCUGUGUGCGCCCGCCCGUGGAGCGCUUCACCUUCGUGGAUGAGAACGCCAAUCUGGGCACGGUGAUGCGGUACGAGGAGAUCGAGCUGCGGAUCUUGCUGCUGUGUGGCAGUGACCUGCUGGAGUCCUUCUGCAUCCCAGGGCUGUGGAACGAGGCAGAUAUGGAGGUGAUUGUUGGGGACUUUGGGAUUGUGGUGGUGCCCCGGGACGCAGCCGACACAGAUCGAAUCAUGAAUCACUCCUCAAUACUCCGCAAGUACAAAAACAACAUAAUGGUGGUGAAGGAUGACAUCAACCAUCCCAUGUCUGUUGUCAGCUCAACCAAGAGCAGGCUAGCCUUGCAGCAUGGGGACGGCCAUGUCGUGGAUUACCUGUCCCAGCCGGUCAUCGACUACAUCCUCAAGAGCCAGCUGUACAUCAAUGCCUCCGGCUAACAGCCACACAGCCUCUGCUCCACUCUCCUCUCGUCCUCUGCCAACACACUGGCCCCCCAGUCUCUGUCAGUCCCCCUGUUUCUCUCUUGCCUCUGUUUCUCCAUCUCCUCAUCUUGACUGUUCUCCCACUUGCUGACUUAACCCCCCACAGUGUGGGGGACCUGCAGAGAACCAUGGCAUUCCCUACUCCUCAGUCAUCUUUGGACAAACUUUCCUCUAGUCUCCAGGUUGGGGGUGGGAGAGGGAAUAGGGGUGGGAGUUGGGGGAAGUGCAGUCCUUGGAGAUGUACUGGUGUCUGUCUCCCAGCAUGCUCUAGAGAGGCGGCUCUGGCGCCCAUCCUCCCAGCAUGCUCUGGGGAGGCGGCCCUGGGGCCCAUCCUCCCAGCAUGCUCUGGGGAGGCGGCUCUGGCGCCCGUCCUCCCAGCCAUGCUCUGGGGAGGCGGCUCUGGCUCUUGCCUUCCCAGCAUGCCCUUUACUACAAAGGGCUAUUUUUCUUUUCAUUCUUUUUAUUUAUUUAUUUUUCUUGGUUCACUCCCCAUAGAACUUAGAUGAAAUCAGUGUCCAUGGUUCUUUAUGUUUAUAGUCUUGAUGCACUCCUGUGGUAUUGUUUCCCUUUUGAUGGGACAUUGUAGCCAGCCUUAGCACUCAGUAAGUGCAUGAGGGCCACACCCAGGAGAGAAGGCCAAGCCACCUCCACUUCUCCAACACAUCACACACACACACACACACACACACACACAU